AUGAUUAGAAAUACAUUAAAAUUACUCAGAUCUGCAGCUUCACCAGCUCAAGCAGCUGUUGCACCAGCAGCCGUUCACCUCACCCCAAUGGAACAAUUCCUUUCACAAGAGAAUCUCCAAUCUAUUGUCAUUCCAGAGGUUGUUCGUCCAGCCAAUCUCGACCAACUCCCAGACGAGGAAUUCGAAGUCUACUUUGAAAAGCUCAUGAACAACCCAUUGCUCCAAGUCGAUCCAGAGCUCACCAAGGCUUACCGUGACUAUGAAAACUCAUUCAAGGAGUUUGAGAACCUCGAAAUCCUUCCACAUCUCCCAGAACAAGACUCUGAGAUCAACUGGGAGUUCAAAAAGAACUUUAUCGACGCUCACAUUGUCGAUGGUUUCAAGGCUUCACUCGAGAAAUCUCUUGAAUCAAUCGACGCUUGGGAAGCUGAAGAACAAAAGAAGCUCCUUGCUGUUGAAUCAACUAUCGAUGCUACCAUAGAGAUAGCGAGUCAUUGUAUAGAAGAGAAAAGAAAUCAUCAUCAUCAUCAUAAACAUCAUCACAGUCAGAAAGAUAAAUAUAAAGAUAAAGAUAUACAGACAGACAGACAGAAACAAACAGCAACAGCAACAGCAAAAGAAGAAAGAAAAGAUACAGAUAUUGCUGACUUUAGCGCAGUCAUCCCAACCGUUGAUGCCAACCUUAAGGCCAUCCAAGCCAAGUUGGCCGAAGUCGAAGACUUUAAGAACAGACUCCUCACCAUCACCAUGGAAGAGAUCCUCGACAAGAACCCGGACAUUGAAGAAUCAGUCUACCAAGACAUCACCCAAUCAGAAUGGAUGAUCAAGGAUACAGUUGGCGACGACACCAUUUAUAACCUUAAGCACCAUGCUGGUGGUCAUUAA
Cavenderia fasciculata is the source of this 885-nucleotide messenger RNA. RefSeq lists its product as uncharacterized. NCBI's taxonomy places the organism in Eukaryota, Evosea, Eumycetozoa, Acytosteliales, Cavenderiaceae. Bases 1 to 885 code for a protein of 294 amino acids. The record is from RefSeq and is a predicted model, not a curated record. The transcript is spliced from 3 exons.